Molecule: messenger RNA, 2470 nt
Organism: Thlaspi arvense
Lineage: Eukaryota; Viridiplantae; Streptophyta; Magnoliopsida; Brassicales; Brassicaceae
Source: the annotation of a GenBank genome assembly
AUUACUAUGAGUCUGAUUUCGCCCAAAAAAGUAUGUUUAAUUACUAUUGUAUCUCCGUAAAAAAAUUUUGGGGGAGGGGGUGAAAAAAAACAAAAAAAAAACAGUGUCUUUAAAAAGGAGUAAUUUAGGAAAACAAGGCGAUCAUUCUUAGACACACACAUCAUGGUGUUCCCUGGCGUGAUUAUAUAUAAAGAGACACCUGAAGAAACGGCAUCGUUUCAGGUCAUCAUCAUCUCUAUUCUCCCACCUCCCAAAAAACGGUAUAAAGAUCACACAGAGACACGCAACACAAACGAUCCGCCACCGUCUCCGCCGCAUCACUGAUCCCCAACCGUCGCCGGAGGUAGGAAAAUGGCGAAGAACUCGAAGCAAAAGAUGUCGGUGUUGUUAACGAAGCUCGGCGAUCGAGAUACUUUCACAAUGGCGGCUCGGGAGCUCGAUUUGAUGGCUAGACAGAUUGAUCCUUCCUCCGGGAACCUCCAGUCGUUUAUUUCCGUUAUACUCUCCGCCGACACCGGCGAUAAACCGGCGGUUCGUAAGCAUUGUAUUCACUUGCUCGCCGUCUUAUCCGUCUCUCUUCCUCCAAACUCCCUGUCUCCUUUUCUCUCAAAGAUCCUCGCUCGCAUCACGCGGCGCCUCCGUGAUCCGGACUCUUCCAUCCGCUCAACCUGCGUCGCGGCUGUGUCGGCGAUCUCCUCCCGCACGGCGAAGCCUCCUUUCGCUUCCGCAUUCAUGAAGCCGCUGGCCGACACGCUUUUCACAGAGCAGGAGGUUAAUGCUCAGAUCGGAGCGGCGCUGUGUCUCGCGGCGGCGAUCGAUGCGGCGGAGGAUCCGGAUCCGACUCGAUUAGGGCAGGCACUUCUGCCUAGACUGGAGAAGCUGGUGAAGUGCAACGCGUUUAAGGCGAAAUCGGCGGGAGUCGUUGUGAUCGGAAGCGUGAUUGGCGCUGGCGGUGUGAGCUCCGGCGGAUUGAAAGGGCUGGUGGAUUGCUUGGUUAGCUUCUUGGGUAGUGAAGACUGGGCGGCGAGGAAAGCAGCCGCCGAAGCCUUGGGGAAGCUAGCCACGGUGGAGAGAAAUGACUUAGGCGAGUUUAAAACCAAAUCCCUCAAGAUUUUCGAAAACAGGAAAUACGACAAGGUGAAAGCUGUGAGGGAGGUGAUGAAUCAGAUGAUGGAGGCAUGGAAACAAGUCCCAGAUUUAUCAGAGGAGGUUUCUCCACCCAGAUCUAAUGCUUCUUCUAAAGGCAAUCUUUUUCCUCCACCAUUUAGAUCUUUAGCCAAAUUAGGAAACUUUUUCUUGUUUGGUAUGGGAGCAGAUGAUGCAAGUGAUGGACGAUACCCUUCACGCUCUAGAUCAAGAACUCAUCUGCUUAAUAGAUCGACUCCACCGGGGAGCUCAAUCGCCGCCACGGCUAGGAGACGGACUGACAUAAAAAGCAGUGAUGGGAAGAAAACAAGCUCAGUACCAUCACAUGCCAGAUCAAACGUAAGGAGAAGAUUGGACUGGAAAGCUGGAGGAGCUAGUAGUAUUCCCACUUGUGAGCCUCUGGAAGAGGAACAUCACUCCCAUAACGAAAACACAAAGGAAGCGAGUCAUUCUAAUCACGAUACGGUGCAUGGCAAUAUCCUCCCGUCAUCAGGUGCUACUACCGCAACAGGACAUCAUCACCAUGUCUUGUCUGAAAACCAGAAUAGUAGUAACUGCAAAGGGCUUGAAGACAUAUCUCUGAUACGUAAUCAGCUUGUUCAGAUUGAACAACAGCAAUCGAACCUGAUGGAUCUCCUUCAGAGAUUUGUUGGAAGCUCGCAAGAUGGAAUGCGUGGUCUGGAAACGCGAGUUCAAGGCUUGGAACUUGCGCUAGAUGAGAUAUCUUAUGACUUGGCAGUUUCUAAUGGGAGGAUGAGUAACAACGGUUCAAGCAGAAACAACUGUUGUCUCCUUCCAUCUGGAGGUUUCAUUAGAUCCAAAUUCUGGAAGAAACCUGAUUCCAAGUAUUCAGCAUCGAGGCUGUCUAGUUACAGGAACAGAAAUGCACAAACCAUCGGGAUACAGGACUCGAGGCAGCGGUUUAAUGGUGCUGCGGGAUUUAUAGUCAACCCAUUAGCUGAAAUACGAUCAGAUCAUGGAUCUGCAGGUAUGCCUCAUAAUUGAGGGAAGAAGAGAAGAAAACUUACAAAGAUUGUGAGACAUACAACCACAGUGUGUGAUUGUGGUGAUUCAUACUGAUUACUACUAAGUUAUAAUAUAAUAUUACUACCCUACGUUCUCAACCAUUUCAGUAUUUCUUUUUCCUUGAAAAUAUGUUCUACUAAAAUCCUUUAAAAAAUUAGAUUGAGAUCAAAGAUAUGUUUGCCUUUUCUUGUCAGAGCUUGCGUUAUGGGGUAAAUGAAUUUCAGUUUUCAUGUAGCAAUGGAAGUGUUCUUCAUUUUCUUUUGUGAGUUCAAAAUAUAAAACAGUAGUAGUAAACAUA